ACAAGCACAGACACAGUGGGCUUUUUGAUUACAUUAAAAAAUGGCGAAAGAUUCUCCAAAAACGCCCAAGACGUCAUCGAGGGGGUCAGGUAAUCCAUCGAUAAGUAUAUGGGCAGUCCAAUGUGGGAAAUGUUUCAAAUGGAGGAAAGUUUCAACACAGGAAGAAUUUGAGGAAAUUAGGUCUAAGUUUAAUGAAGAACCGUUUCACUGCGAGAACAAACCCAAUGUUACUUGUGAUGACCCAGCAGAGAUUGAGUACGAUUCUUCGCGAACUUGGGCCAUUGACAAGCCUAAUGAGCCUAAAACCCCAAUUGGGUUUAAGAGAGAAUUGUGUCUUAGGAGUGAUUACUCAAAAAUGGAUGUUUAUUAUAUCACUCCUUCGGGGAAGAAACUUAGAUCUACUAAUGAAGUAGGUACUUUUCUUCAGCAAAAUCCUGAGUUUAGUGACCUCUCAACCAAAAAUUUCAGCUUCAAGAGCCCCAAAAUUAUGGAUGAUACUAUACCAUUCAGUAGCACUAAAUGAGGGAGUCGAUGUAGCUGAAAUUUUAGGUUUAUUUGCUCUGUAGAUGCUAUUUUAGAAUGCUGGUAUGCUUGAAUGCUCAACUUAUUCGCCGUGUAUUGUUCUUUUU
This is a messenger RNA of Lycium ferocissimum, 629 nucleotides long. Its product is annotated as methyl-CpG-binding domain-containing protein 4-like. Gene Ontology annotation, molecular function: DNA binding; zinc ion binding. Lineage: Eukaryota; Viridiplantae; Streptophyta; Magnoliopsida; Solanales; Solanaceae. Bases 41 to 523 code for a protein of 160 amino acids. The transcript has 2 exons. The record is from RefSeq and is a predicted model, not a curated record.